AUGAUUAAACUAAUCGAAAAACUACAACAUAACAACGUUGAAGCUGUGGAUACCAUGUAUGAGGAAUUCAUUGAAGAAGACGACAUUUUGACCGAAGAAGUCAUACAGACUGAAGCGUUGAUUGAUCCAAACAACCCUUAUCACGGCAUUAAUCUUGAGGAGACUAUUCACAUUGAUCGAAUUUUUGAAAGAACCAUCGAAGGAGCAGCAAUACAGGAACUACUGCGAGAGGGAGCACGAAUUAAAGAAACGGACUUGAAGCGCAUAAAUAAUUUAUUAUGCGAAUGCUUGAAAUCUUUGCACGGAUGUCGACCGACAAACUAUCAUAAAAAUCAAAUCGCUUUGUCACUGGUACAGUCAUACCCUAUCCUGGCAACGACGAGUCCUGAUACACCUCAGGCACUGUGGUUUCAUGCCCAUGCACGGGGUGUGAAUCGUCAUGCCGGUAGAAUCCACCACCGUAUGGAAUACUUGGCUAGAAAAUCCGGAGAACGAGUUAUCAAACGUCGGAGGAUCGAAUCAAAUUCAUCGAUGCAGAAUAUUUCGCUUUUGGAACAGUCUUGCCCUGUGGAUAUUCAAUCACUGAUCCAAGAAUUGAAAUUCAUCAUAUCGACUCAAACGAAUAAAGCCCGUUUGAUUGAGUUAAUUGUCUCUAAAUGUGUGUUUUUACAGAUCAGUAUUGAUUACGUCAAGCUGAAGUCCGCUGCCGCACCUUUCUGGGACAAUUGGAACCAUAUUGAAGCAAAAGUUUUGGAGCAAUACCAAAACCUCUACAAGGACAUGAAAUUUGAUUUUAUUCGAGCUUUGUCGAUAAUUCGCAUGAAGAACCCAUCCCGAGGUUCCAAAAGAAAGAAAGAUAACUCCGAGAAAAAUGAUCCCUUAUCAGGCAUCGUAGAAUGGAUUAAGUUGGAAGAUGAGCCACCACAAAUGGAUUCAGCGAUUCCCAUUUUGUUCGUUCGGGGCGAGCAAUUUGAGUCCAGUAUCCAGGACUGUUUUAUACGAUGGAAUGAGUAUCCGAUCCGGCUAGUUUUCAAUGGGAAACAAUCGAACAGAACUCUGCGUCGAAUGCAACCUGGCAAGCAAAUCGGUUGGGGACAUGUCUCCAGCGAAGAGCUUGAAGUUGUCGCGAAAGCUCUGAAGGUUAAAAAAGCUCCUGGUCCGGACGGAAUUCCCAAUGUAGCAUUGAGGACUGCUCUACUGGCGUUCCCGGACAUGUUUAGGACGGUAAUGCAAAAAUGCCUGGAAGAAGGCAAUUUUCCAGAUAGAUGGAAGAUACAGAAGCUGGUGCUGUUGCCAAAACCAGGUGAACCGCCUGGGGAUCCAACAUCGUACAGGCCCAUUUGCUUGUUGGACACCCUCGGAAAACUCUUGGAACGGCUUAUUCUCAACAGGCUAUCAAAGUACACAGAAGGUGAGCGUGGUCUAUCGAAUAUGCAGUUCGGAUUCCGGAAGGGUACAUCGACGGUGGACGCAGUCCGGGCAGUCAUUCAGAGGGCCGAGAUGGCCUCUAAGCAAAAAAGGAGAGGUGGUCGAUACUGUGCUGUCGUAACAAUCGAUGUUAAAAACGCGUUCAACAGCGCUAGCUGGAAGGCUAUCGCUGAAGCACUGCAUAGUAUGCGUGUCCCGGCGUACUUAUGCAGGAUUUUGAAGAGCUAUUUCGAGAAUCGUGUCCUGACUUACGAAACAAACAUCGGGCAAAGGUCGAUCAGGGUCACAGCAGGAGUGCCACAAGGUUCUAUACUCGGACCCAUUCUUUGGAAUGCGAUGUACAAUGGAAUACUAACGCUUAAGCUGCCCAAAGGAGUCGUGAUCGUUGGAUUUGCCGAUGACGUUGUCUUGUCGAUAACGGGUGAGAAUCUAGAGGAGGUGGAAAUGCUGGCAGCUGAAACGAUCGAUAUAUUCGAAAACUGGAUGGCUAGUGUCAGUUUACAAUUGGCUCACCACAAAACAGAAGUUUGA
Armigeres subalbatus is the source of this 1959-nucleotide messenger RNA. RefSeq lists its product as uncharacterized. Lineage: Eukaryota; Metazoa; Arthropoda; Insecta; Diptera; Culicidae. The record is from RefSeq and is a predicted model, not a curated record.